This is a messenger RNA of Sycon ciliatum, 2238 nucleotides long. RefSeq lists its product as uncharacterized. NCBI's taxonomy places the organism in Eukaryota, Metazoa, Porifera, Calcarea, Leucosolenida, Sycettidae. The transcript is spliced from 8 exons. Gene Ontology annotation, molecular function: protein binding. The record is from RefSeq and is a predicted model, not a curated record. Bases 555 to 1649 code for a protein of 364 amino acids.
UCUACCUCUCUCUCACGCACAUACGCACGCUGGUGCUGACUAGAUUAGAAAAAACAUGGCUCAGAUCGUUUCAGAAAGCAGCAAACGGAGUGACGGACACCCGCUGUGCCGUUGUGUCUACUGCUGCGAUCCAGCAGCAGCUGCGCUGGGACUAGUUUUUACUGUUGCAUCUCAUUCUCGUGAUCCUCUCCUGACAUGUAGAUGUACACCCUGGCCAGGAUUUAUAAAACACCCUUCAUUGGCCUGGAUGCACUCAGACGCACUGUUGGACCCACGCAGACGCCAGGAAAAGCCUGAAGCGCAGCCAGUAUUGGCAGAAAUCAGCUGUGCGGUCGAGAAGGAGAAGGCGAGGCAAGCCAACCGACCAAGCCCAGUCCCACAAGGCCGUCAUCCUCAUCUGUUCAUUGAGCCCACCGCAUAAGCUGGUCCGUCGUGGUUACCAAAUACACACUGUACAACCAGUGUUGCUAGCUGUGCAGGCAGCAUUGUCUGCAGUGGAGUAUUGUGAGUGAGGUUAUCUGGGGACCUCACCGUUCGUGCUGCUACUACUAGUAAUGGAGUCAUGUACAUCAUGUCGAGGAGCCAGUGGACGGUCGGCAUUGGCAGACGACCCAUCGGGACAUCGCCACCAUCAUUUCUCCUUACCCAACAUGGCUGACAUGCUUCGGACGUUUCUCAUCAUCCUGCUGCUAGCAUGCCAGACUCAGUGUGCCACCAAGAGACGGAAAUUCUCGCUCUGGCUGAAGGAGGGAAAUGACCUUCAGCGAAAGCUAGGAAUGAAGUACCCAAUCUACCUGGUGGAUAACGGCCAGCACGGCAAGGACUUCGAGGCGAAUCAGAACAAGUGGACCUGGCAGACCUCACCGAUCCAGGGCAAUGUGGACGCGUACGAGUUCCAGUGGCAGGCGAUAUCCAGAAAAGUCCGCUACGAGAUCAUCGUCAGCUCGGAAUUCCCUCACUUCCUGCCAACGCCUAAAGUGGAGGGUGUGCCAAUGAGCGGCGAAGUACCUCAGACCCUGCAAAAUUUCAGUAUCCAUUUCCCAUGUAAUCCUGAUGCGGAUGAGCACCACGUCAUGAUCAAUAUGGAGUUUCGCUUCUACAAAGGAGUACGGCGAACGGUACCGCUGUUCGGGCCAGGACAAACCAUGCUAAGACUUGUGCGCCAAUGUCCUAGAAGAAGACAACAGAUGACACAAGUGCAACAUCAACCAGAGUGUGAGCGAGUGUGCGGUCUCAGGAGGAGGCAAGGCAGAGACAUUCGCCAGAGUCUGUGCAGCUCUGAUUACAUAAUUCGUGCCAACGUGACCAGUGAAUACAGUCCUCUGGACCCGGGAACAGGCGUCAUGCUAGCAGUGGAGAGACAGUACCGCGGACUCAAGAACGGCGCCAAGGACGAGAAGAAACACUUCACGGAGAGCGUGGCCAUGCCAGUUAGCUACCACGUGUCCGACUGUGACUGUAUCAAAUACUUGCACAGAGGAGAGCAGUAUCUCUUCUUCACCACGCUGCAUGACGGCCGACCUGUGUUUACCGAGCACAGUCUAGUAGCGGUGUACAACAGGAAAGCAAGACGAGUACUCAAGAGAUUACGAGAAAUGAAAACCAUCUGCCGCAACGGGAGGUUUGUGCCUUUCGGACACCUGUGGUAGCAAUACUCGAAUCGUCAUAUGGAUUUAAUCUGACAAUCCUGUGCAAUACCGUUGAAACAUUUUCCUUAUUUCUACGUGCAAUUUCCUUCUUGAGAGAUGUUGAGUUCAGCUUGGUACCGCUCGAAUAAUAUAAUCUUGAUUUUCCUGACCAUUUUCCGUAAGUUAUAUCGUUGAACAAUCAAUCCUACUCAUACGUCUCUCCAACUAUUAUACCCAUGAUCCAAUAUACACUGCAACAUCACGUACACGUGCAGUAUGCAGUCUUCAAUGUCCUGAUUCUCCAGUCACAAUCAGUCAUGCAGAUCUUUGUGCAGGUCAACUCUGACUGAUUGAGAAUUAUUCUUUCGCCGGGCUUUCUAUGGAAUGAGGAAUGAGCUGCAUCAGAUUAAUACCAGUCCUAUCGUCACACCAUUGACAGUCUAGAGCUCAACAUUAAUGUUAUCGCCGCCUAUAGCCUGGAUAAGUAAAUGUUAACGUUUCAACUAAAGGCUCAAACACUAACUCUACUUUAAAUAUGGAUAGAAACGCAAAGUAACGAUAGCAUAGUCACUAACUAAGUUGUAAGAUUCUGAUGCUCUAUUGCCACUCA